Messenger RNA from Populus nigra (black poplar), 2527 nucleotides. Its product is annotated as squamosa promoter-binding-like protein 12. Gene Ontology annotation, cellular component: nucleus. NCBI's taxonomy places the organism in Eukaryota, Viridiplantae, Streptophyta, Magnoliopsida, Malpighiales, Salicaceae. Gene Ontology annotation, molecular function: DNA binding. Bases 737 to 2155 code for a protein of 472 amino acids. The transcript has 8 exons. The record is from RefSeq and is a predicted model, not a curated record.
UAAAUAGUAACAAAUCUAUGGCUUUACUGCUUUUUCUCCCUUCCCUCUCCCUCUCUCUCUUUCCACUUUUAGUACAUAACUCACUCACUGAGACAACACGGCCUCCUGACUCGGUUCAACUCAGCUCACAUGCCCCCCCUUUCUGUCAAGCUGCAUCAGCUCUCACUCUCUCAGUUUUACCUGAUUCUGUUUUGUAACUUGGGGGUGACCUGGUGGAGCUUAGAGCUUCUAUGGUGACUUUGUUAGCAACCUGGUGGCAGCAUUGCUCAGGCUAAAUGUGCUGAGCAUUAUUUUCUUGUCCAAGAUGGGAAGGGGAAAGGUCCACUUGAAUGACUCGACAGAUUAGAUUUCUCUUGUUUGUUUCUUGGGAAGGGAGUUUAAGAAUCUAACUAGAAUGAUGGGCUGAAAGCGACCUUCUUAUGUGAAGCCAACUGUUCUUCUUUGGCUGCUUCCUCCUUUUUUCUGUCUAGCUUCUGCAAGCCUCUUAUAAACUGGGUCGUGAAGGUCCUGAUCUUUUUUCUCAAAGGGAACCGUGAAUUUUUACUGCCUUCCUAACACGAUAUUUGCUUAAACAGAGGAUCCAAGAAACACCCUGCAAUUUGACUUGAAGGUCUAAGUAGUGCAUUGGGCUAAACCCUCGCUGUAACUAGCAAGAAGUGAUUGUGCAAGGGUGAUUGUAUAUGUAUUGUAUGGGAAGAAGAGAACCUAAAUCUGUUUUGUAAGGUCAGUUUCUGUGAUGGACUGGAACUCCACUGCAUCUGAGGGGAACUGGGAGAACAUAGCAGGGUUAAGUGCCAAGGCUAGUGACAUUCCAAAGCAAGUACCAUUGGCAUACCAUGAGACACAGGGAGAUGGAGCAAUUGAUAAAGCGAUAACUUAUUCGUCUGGUGGUGGUUUAUCAAGCUCUGAUUUGUGGCAUUGCUCUUCAUCCAAGAGCUCAGUUUCACCCUCUGUCGACUCUUCAUUGAAGGGGGGGAUCAAGACUUAUAGCACUGCAGAUGGUUUUCCUGGAGUUAUCAUUAGAAAGGACUUGACUAGGGUAGAAAGUACUGAGAAUAUUCCAUCUCUGGGUGCUUCUGCUAGCUCUGGUGAACCAGUAAUUGGCUUGAAGCUUGGUAAACGGAUGUACUUUGAAGACAUUUGUACAACCAGCACUGCCAAAUCAUCGUCUUCAUCCAUUGUUUCCACUUCCUGUACUGCUACAACAAAGAGAUCUAGGGCAUCAUAUCCAAGUACACAGUCUCCACGUUGCCAGGUGGAAGGAUGCAACCUUGAUCUCAAGUCAGCUAAAGAUUACCAUCGCAGGCAUAGAAUCUGUGAAAAACAUUCCAAAAGCCCAAAGGUUAUUGUUGCUGGCAUGGAACGCCGAUUUUGCCAACAGUGCAGCAGGUUCCAUGAAUUAUCAGAGUUUGAUGACAAGAAGCGAAGCUGUCGUAGACGUCUCUCUGAUCACAAUGCAAGGCGGCGGAGGCCACAACCUGAGGCAAUCCGGUUCAAUUCAGCAAGGCCAUCAUCAUCACCAUCAUCAUUUUAUGGUUGUCAUUUCAAUUUCAAAGAUGGUAGACAGCAGAUGAAUGUUGUAUUGAAUAGGGUGCCUUUCCUGGCAGGAAAUUCAACUUGGCAAAGCGAGUGCGGCUUUAAAGUCACUCAUGCCGGAGAUUUUUUUAUUAGGCCUGCAAAAGCAGGGGGCAUCCAUAGGCAGCUUAGCUAUCCCUGCAAUGAAGUGCCAGAUGCAGCUUCAACAAUACCAACAGACUCGGAUAAAAUUCUCUCUUUUGAGAGAAGUACACCCCAGGUCUUUAGUCAAGGUUUCGAGGGGUCUGCAUUAACUUCUAACAUUGAGGUAGCACCAGAUCUUCGGCGUGCUCUCUCUCUUCUGUCAACCACUUCUUGGGGCUCGAAUGAGCAUGGAUCCACCUCUCUGGAUCAACUGAUGCUUGCAAACCAAACAAGCAUGACACAGCCAAUGAUAAAUGCUGAACUCCAAAAUUGUCCAGUUGCUUCAUCAGAAAAUGCACGGAUGGAACAAGCAUCCCUUGAGUCUCGGGUGCAUUCUUUGGAUUUACAUGACAAUGGAAACAUCCAGUUGCAAGAGUUUCAGCUGCUCAAAGCACCCUAUGCUACCGGCUGCUUUUAUUCCAAUCAAUUCAGCUAAUUAUUGGAAAUGAUUCAGCUCUUCCUUUUUGAAAUAACUGCUCGUUAAGGUUUGCUUUCAUCUGGCUAUUUUUCAAAAUCGAACAUUUGGAUGGUUUCAAAAGCAUCAACUUUCAACCAUUUGAAGUCUGCCAGAAUUGCCAGAAUUGCAGUUCAAACUAAUGUUUGCCAGAGUGCAGUUUAAAAGGAAGUCCAGAAUAAAGUUGCUGCUGCACCGUAUUUUCUUGACUAAAAACACCAUCUCAUAACACCAUUUGGACUGCAAUGUGGCUAAAACCUUGCUAUUACCUCUCUCUAUCUGGACAGUAUCAUUGGCCAUGACAUUUGUAACUUUGUCAGACUGCAAAAUGAAUGGUUUGAGGGAUUUUUUGUC